UCUCAGCAUUAGUUAAAGACAUUCAGACAACAACUGAAGUUACGAAACACGUUCCUGAAUUGAGCGUAUCUCAUCCUGACACAAGAUUUCAGCCUGUAGUCACAAGAGAAGAAACAUUACAUCAAGUACUGCCACCUCCAGCUUUUGUUUAUAAUAAUGAGACGAUUAAAGAUGUUACUCGAGACUUGUGUAUAGAAGUUGUAAUGAAGUUGACUGCUGACCUUGCACAAGAAACUGUUAUUGAUCAAAACACAUUUCUUAUUGGUAAUUUCCUGCUGGAAGAAAGUUGUCUGUUGAUGAACAGAGAAAUAUGUAAGGAAGUCAUGAAGGUAGAACUGGAACUGAAACAACAAGAAGCUGCUGAAGCAGAAGCCCAGAAACAACUGGAAGCUGCUGAAGCAGAAGCCCAGAAACAACAAGAAGCUGCUGAAGCAGAAGCCCAGAAACAACUGGAAGAAAGGAAAGAGAGAGUGGCCGAACUUAUAUGUAAUGAAGUGAUUGACUAUGUUUAUAUGGAAGAUACACGCAACCUUGUUAGGGAUACAGUGGAAAAAGAGAGAGUCAUACUGAAGGAAAAGCUUAGCACCUCAGUGAUGGAGAUGAUUUUGGAAGAUGUUCUACCAACCCUGUCAUCGUCUUGUGCAGAAGCUAUUUAUGCUGAAGAACUAGCACUUUGGAAAGAAAAACUUGCUAAACUUAAGAAGAAGGUGGAAAUGAUGCAGCUCCGAGGAAAAGUUUUAAGGUGGCGGAAGUUGUGUGCAACUCGACGGCGACUGGAAUAUGCUCGGAUGACUUUUCCAGCAUGUCCGAGGAUGUUGGGAUCAUCCUGGGAUAGGACUAGCGGUCAGCACCUGUGUUCCGAGACAUCUGUUAAAGUUUAUGAAAGGAGAAGAAAAACUUCACAUCUCUUAGAUACAGAAAUCUGUUCCAAUUUGAUCAAAGACAAAAUAAAGUGGAUGCCUCUAGACUUAGGGUCUUUAGUUUGGUCUCACAUGCCAAGUCGAUCCCAACCAUGUCGUUUUGAGGAACCAGUUACAUGGAAACUGAUAAUUUCCUUGCCUCAAGAGGGCUGCAGUAAAAGUCAAGAUAUUGAUGAUGCUAUUGUAUGGUUGACCACCAAGUUUCGAAAAGGAUACAACUUGGAUUACGAGAAACAGAAUGAGUUGGUGACAACGUUAAAUCAGAGCAUCUAUCAAGUGCUGGAUAAACAAGACAAGGUUGCAGUUUCGGUCAAGUCCAUUAAAGGCCACGUAAAGAAUACAUCAGAUAUAAAGCACCAUCUUUGUGGGAUGUCGGCUCUCCUCGUAGUGGUUCCCAUGACAUCUGCAGCAGACAAGGGUUCUGUUAAAGAGGGGUUGUCAAGGGCCAGACAGCUGUUGCCCUCUUUCCCACCAAAUCCACUUGUUCCAGUCCACUUCCUGGUAGUUCAGUCUGACGAAGAAUUUGAUAUUCCUGAUGAGCAGUCCUUGUUCAAUGACACUUCUCUGCCCAAAUACACUGUUGCCAUCUUCAGAUGUCACAUCCAUCAUCUUGAAGCUUCACAACAGCUAGCAGAGUGUGUUCAAUGGUUGGUUGCCCACACAGCUUCCCCUGCUAAUCUGACAUCAAAGUUCUUGAAGGACUACAUUGAGGAUGGAGUAACUAAAUUUGUAUUUAAUUAUGUUUAUCAAGACUUAGCAGAGAAAAUGAAGCAGCAGUGUUACUGGCAGGUGAGUCAUAUAUUGGUCAGUCAGUAAAACAGAGACUAGAGCGGGAA
Molecule: messenger RNA, 1756 nt
Organism: Limulus polyphemus (Atlantic horseshoe crab)
Lineage: Eukaryota; Metazoa; Arthropoda; Merostomata; Xiphosura; Limulidae
Product: germinal-center associated nuclear protein-like
Exons: 9
Source: RefSeq, a predicted model, not a curated record